AUGACUGAUGUCUGUGCAGAUGCAGAUAAGUUCUUUGAUUUUGGGGAUGAUGAUAAUGAUGAUGACAUUGUCAUUGAUGAAAGCGAACACAUCCACCCCAUGGACAUUUACAUGUCAGUUUUUCACUGUUCUGAUGAUUUAGCUCGACAGUGCAUUUUUACCAAACUCUCCACAUGCCAGUUCGCUGUUCCUCUACUUGUGCCAGAUCCAUGUACAGGGGAGAUAGAAAUUCCUGUGUGGCCACUUCAGCAGAUCAAAAAGACACUGAAAUUGAAGCGGGAGUCUGAUACAGGAAGCAGUGAGACACAUAUGAAUAGUUUCAUAGGCAGUGUACAAGUACCAACUGUGUCCUUCAUAAGACUAGGAACGUACUCAAAUUCAAAGUCUCAAAUCAUGAAUAACAUCAUCAGUCGGAAGAGGCAUCCAACAUUUUUCAGCCGACACUGUAGUGGCAGUACAAGUAACAGACUUCUGCUGGAGGGGGUGGCAGAGAUUUCCUGGUACUGUCCAGGUGGGAGAGAGGAUGAUAUUUUAGAAGACUGUAUUGCGUUCAUCAACCUACAUGGAGAUGGAAACAAAUACGCCAGGCAUCUAAAGUUCAUUCAAGACAUCAGCUCUGUCAUUGUUCUUCUACUCCCAGAAAACCUAGAUCCUGAGACAAAAAAGACAGCAGAGAGUUUACUGAAGUCUUCUGUUCCUGUGAUUCCAUUGCUCUCUGGAGUGGAGAAAAAGUCUGUCAAGAAAGGGGAUUCAAGAAUUGCUGCAAAGAACAGAAAUGAGGCUGAACUCUCAGAGGAAAUUAUCAACAGAGUGAAACAGUGUCUCUCAGAACAGACGAAAAACUUGAGUUUGGAUGAUCUUAUAUGCAGAGCUACAGAUCAUGGGUUCAUUGCAAGCAGAAACAGCAGUAGUAACAUGGGGAGAGCCAAUGCUGAGAAGCUUAUGGACAUAGUAAUGGGCAAAAAUCAUCAAAACAAUGAAGAGAUAUUGAUACUGAAAGGAAAGUUUUUGCCUUUGCAAGGUGAACAGUGGAGAAACUGGUGCACAAAAGAUAAACAGUUCUACCGCCUUGAGAGCAAAGCACAAAUGAGUAUUGAGCAACAAAGGACUAAAAUAUCAGAGGAGAAACAGUGUUUUCGAAAGGAACAACAGAAAACAGCAUCUUCUCCAAAUCCUUUCAUGGAGCAUUUGCUGAAAUGUAUGGUUGAGGGAGAGGACAGUGAAAAGCUUAUAUCUGAAAAAAUAGAAUGUGCCACAUUUGGGUUCCAACAUAUAAUUCGUGAAAUUGGUCAGUUAUAUGAGAGUUUCCAUACUAGUGAUAAAGCUGAGUUCAUCCAUGGCAUCAAUACUGAUCGCCUUCCUGAAAUAGGGGCUCAGUUGAUGUUGUCUGGAUUUCCCUUUGAGGUAAUGGAUGGAGAUGUCAGCCAUGUUCCUUUAGAGUGGGUCACAGCUGUGCUCAACAAACUGACUGAAGAACUGGGAGACAAAAGAGUAUUAGUGCUCUCUGUACUUGGACUCCAAAGUUCAGGGAAGUCCACAUUACUGAACACCAUGUUUGGUCUUCAGUUUGCUGUCAGUUCAGGGAGAUGUACAAGAGGUGUAUUUAUGCAGUUAAUCCCAGUUGAAGAACAUCUGAGGUGUCAGUUGUCAUUUGAUUUCAUCCUGGUGAUGGACACAGAGGGACUACGAUCAAUUGAAGCCGCAUCUGACCUUGUGUUUAAUCGUGAUAAUGAAUUAGCCACCUUCAUUGUUGGGAUCAGUGACAUAACACUCAUCAACAUCAUGGGAGAAAACCUGUAUGAAAUUCAGAACAUUCUCCAGAUUUGUUUCCAGGCCUUUUUGCGCAUGAAAUCUGUAAAUAUUAAGCCAAGUUGCAUUUUUGUGCACCAAAAUGUUUCAGAAACAACUGCAAAGCACAACAACCAGGAAGGGAGGAGACAAUUUAUUGAAAAACUUGAUGAGAUUUCCAAAUUGGCGGCAGAGGAGGAGAAUCAGGAAGUUGAUGGCUUCAAUGACAUCAUACAGUUUGAUCCAGACAGUCAGAUGUUUUACUUUAAGAAUCUGUUUGAGGGAGAUCCUCCAAUGGCUCCGCCCAACCCCUCCGACAGUCAGAAUGUUCAGGAACUGAAGACCAAGUUGCUGAGUGUAGCAAAAUGGCAGACCAGCUGCAAGCUGCUCACACUAUCUGAAUUUACACAAAGAUUUACUGAUUUAUGGACAGCACUACUCCACGAGAAUUUUAUUUUCAAUUUCCGCAAUUCAUUGGAUGUAAGCAUUUACAACAGACUAGAGCAUCACUUUGGGCAGUGGUCAUGGACACCGAGAAAGUAUGCACUAGAAACACAGAACAACUUGUGCUACAGAAUCAACAAUAAGGAUAUAAAAAGUGUAGAUACUACAGUGAUUGAUGGGAGCUUUGGGACUGUCUUUCAACAGGUCAAACAUGAUGUGGAGAAGUACUUCAAGGAGCAGAAACAUUCUGACAUUCUGAGUCAGUGGAGAGGAAGCACUGACCAAAGACUGGAGAAUCUGAAGAGAGAGCUCAUUGAGGAAACACGUUCGAAAGGAAGGGCAGUACUGAGUAAUAUCAAUUUUAAACAGGAGCUGGAGAGAAAGAAGACUCAAUAUGAGGCAGAUCUGUCUCAAAGAAGUGAGGCUUUAGCUUUCAAACUGAAGGACAGGAAAAUUAGCGAUGAACUGCAAAGGGAUGAGUUCAACAACCUGUGGAAUGAAUGGAAAAAUGAAGUGUCCAAAGAAAAACCCAAAGAGGAAGAUGUUAACAUUCAGGCAAUGAUCGACAACACCCUUCUGGCUCACUUCCAAAAAUACAGAGAGACUGUGAUCACACAUAGACAGAUUAUCAAAUUUGAUGUCGCCAAAUAUGUUAAAGCAUCAUCUUGGAGAAAAAUUCUCAAACAAGCUGUUGGCAAGGAUGUUAAACAGGCUGUGGAGUCAGAAAGAAGUGCAAUCAUAUCCAACGUUGGCGGAUUUUUUACUAACACUUUCAAGGGAAUUCUUCCCAAGAACAAGGAAGAUGUAUUAGAGGCAGAAGGGAAUGAAAUCAUCAGGAAGACAGAGGAGGACAUCCACGAAUUCAUUAAUGUGAAAAACAUAAAUAAGUUUGGGGUCACACAAAAUAUCAUUUAUGAGCUCCUGCAUGAAAUCCAAAGAAUCCUCAAGGCAUGUGAAAAGACAUCUACAUUUGAGUUUACGGAAAUUUGCAAAGUUGAAAUUUCUGUCCAUGUUUGUAAUGGGAUGGUUCACAGAUUAACAAAACUGAAUAAAGAGUUCCAGACAGUCAGUGACCCCCUUACAUACUUUGACAGUCAAAAAGAAGAUUACUUCCAAAUAUUCAAACACUAUUGUGAAGGAGCAACGACACUUACACUUUUUGUCUCCUUCCUUACUACUCGUCUUAAAUCUUCUAUACGAGAGGCUGUUUUUGACAAACUCAGCAUUCACAUAGUGGAAGAUAUGAAAUCUAACCAUCCAGCAUUUGUGGGAACCAGGUCCAACUUGGAGAAACACAUCUUAACAUUCCUAGCUGAGAAGGAGGACUUUGACAUGUACAUGGAGUAUAUUCAUACACCAAAACAGUUUUUUGCAAAGUUCAUCAGUGACUGUGUUCAGAAUUACUUCAGCGAUGAAGGGGAGAUUUUGAAAAUAUUCAUUUCAAACUGGUCAGAAGUGACAGAUAAACUUUUGAAGUGUUUUGCUUCUGUAGAAAGGACACAUAGUGAAGCAUCUGUGUGGCUGGAUGAAAUCUGUUCAGAACUUAACAGUCUCAUUCCUAUAUCAAGAGAGGAUUUUAGGAACAUUGAAAAGAAAGACAUUGAAGAUUGGGAUGUUUUUCAUGACCUGCUGGCCCAGUCACUUAAGGAAAUGUUGGAAGAAGGAAAGAAGGACAUUAAAAAACUUUGUGGUUCUGGGCCUUUACUAUUCAAGUUCAAAGACAGGCCAGAUGACAUUUUGAUCAAACAGAUGAGUGGAUGCUGGGAGCAGUGUCCAUUCUGCAAGGCUGUUUGCACCAACACCAUCCCCAACCAUGACUCUGAUCACAGCACAGAGUGGCAUCGGUGUCAGGCUGUGGUUGGUGUGUGUUAUAGAAGUGAAGACAAUCAGGACCAAUUUUGUACUGACUUCUGUACAAGCUCUGUCAACAGUGACAAAACAUUCCAGGCUCCAAGAUCCGGUAAAUGGAUCCCGUUUACAAAGUACAGAGAGGCAGGCAUUCCAUACAGUAAAUGGGAAAUCAAACAUGAGUUCUACCAGAGAAUAUACUGGAGAUGGUUCAUCUGCACUUUUAAAUCUAAUCUUGAAGAAAAGUAUCAGGCCAAAUUUGAUGGCAUUCGAAGAAUUCCACAAUAUUGGGAGAUCUUCACAAAGAGAGAUGUGCUCAGGGAGACAUGUGGACUGAGGUGUAUUCACCACUGUGAUACUCAUAAACAGGACUGA
Chanos chanos (milkfish) is the source of this 4455-nucleotide messenger RNA. RefSeq names its product interferon-induced very large GTPase 1-like. Gene Ontology annotation, molecular function: GTP binding. The coding region runs from base 1 to 4455 and encodes 1484 amino acids. The transcript has 3 exons. The record is from RefSeq and is a predicted model, not a curated record. NCBI's taxonomy places the organism in Eukaryota, Metazoa, Chordata, Actinopteri, Gonorynchiformes, Chanidae.